Messenger RNA from Ipomoea nil (Japanese morning glory), 1044 nucleotides. Its product is annotated as protein SPT2 homolog. Bases 1 to 1044 code for a protein of 347 amino acids. The transcript has 2 exons. The record is from RefSeq and is a predicted model, not a curated record. Gene Ontology annotation, biological process: regulation of DNA-templated transcription; nucleosome assembly. Lineage: Eukaryota; Viridiplantae; Streptophyta; Magnoliopsida; Solanales; Convolvulaceae. Gene Ontology annotation, molecular function: histone binding; DNA binding. Gene Ontology annotation, cellular component: nucleolus.
AUGGAGGAGUUGGAAUGUUUGGAACUAAGGCAAAAGCUGAAAGAAAGAUUUAGAAAGAAGAUGAAGAAAGAGUUGGGAAGUGUAAGUGCUUCGAGUUGCCGUUCGGAUAAUUUUGGUUCCUUCUUUGGACCUUCACAGCCAAUUAUAUCUCAAAGAGUAAUUCAAGAAAUGAAGUCCUUAUUGGAAAACCCCGAUUUGGCAGCUAAAAUUAUGAGGAAAAAUAAUAUUAUUGCUAGUUGUAAGGUUCAUAUGCUAAAAUACACAAGGGAUUAUUCGUUUUUGUUAUCUGAUGAUGUUCCUGCUCCUUCAAAACCUUCUUUGCUUCAAAAAGGUAAUUCUGAUUCACGGUCAGCACCAAAAAACCAGUCUUCAACAGUGCCUAGACAAAACCCUUCAAAACUGCAACCUUCCAUUUCAAAACAGAAAAAGAUGAUUCAGAAACCAGAUGCAAAUGUUCCAAAAGUUUCUUUGCCUCAAAAAGGUUCUACUCCCAAUUCUUUCAAGUCUUUGGAUGUAAAGAGACCCAUGCCUAACUUGUCUAGACAAAAUCCUUCAAAACUGCAACCUUCCAUUUCAAAACAGAAAAAGAUGAUGCCUAGCAAGCCAAAAAUGAUUCAGAAACCAGCAGCAGCUAUGUCAUCCUCAAGACCUGCGGUGGCAAUGCAGAAACAUUCAGUAGUGCCCUCCUCUAAACCUCAGGUUGUAAUGCAGAAACAACGAGUGGUUCCAUAUUCUAGACCCCCCCAACCGCCUGUGAAAAAUCCAGCACAACGCCCGGCAAAGAGGAGAUUGGAUAAAGAAGAAGAAGAAGAAGAAGAUGGAGCAGCAGCAGCUAUUAGUAUGAUUAGACAGAUGUUUGGGUAUAAUCCCAAUAGGUACCGCGAUGAUGAUGAUGAUAGUGCUAUGGAGGCUGGUUUUGAUGACAUACUGAAGGAGGAAAGACGGAGUGCCAAGAUUGCGAGGAAGGAGGAUGAAGAAGAGCUACGUAAGAUACAAGAAGAGGAACAAAUGAGAAGACAGGCAAAGAAGCGCAAGAUGACCUGA